AGCAGCAGCAUCAACAUGUCUCGAGUUCGACGAAGGACGUCUCAGAUGUCCGGGAGUGAAUGGAUAAGGAUAUUUGCAAGUCAAGCUAUGACCUUAACAGACAAGGAUGCGAUUCUUUCAUCAACAUCGGACUUGUCUUCUCCACCAAAGAAAGAAUCAUAUCUUCUUCAGAACCCAUGGAAUACUUUCCUGGGUGAUUGCAGCGUGGUGGAUGCAUAUCUAAUGGAUAAACCCAUCUUAAGCCUCUGGUUCCCUCUACAUUAUCUUAAUGUGUUUCUCCGAGCGGUUGGCCAGCCGACUUUUGUGAACAACCCGUUUUGCGGCGCCAUCAUUUUCGCGUCCCUGUUCAUCCAAGACUAUAUUGUCGGAUUAGGGUGCCUUCUUGGCGGAUCCGUUGCCACCAUUGGUGAAUUGAUCUUACGUUUGCAACCUUUCGACUUGCUUCGCAAUGGGGUGGCCGCCUUUAAUGGAGUACUUGUGGGAACGGUGAUCUCAGUCCUUUAUCCGGGAUUCUACCAAACCUACCGAACGCCGGAAAUGUGGAUCUUUAUCGUCGUUGGAUCUCUCCUUAGCAUUUUUGUUUGCAGCGCAUUUGGCAACUUUUUGGGUCGUUUCAACUUGCCUUAUUUGGCCUUGCCUUUCAACAUGAUCAUUGUGUGCAGUUUCCUGACCAUUCAGCCGCCUUUGGACGUGGAUGCUCUCGUGGGCGAUGAGAAUGGCAGUUAUCUGACCAUGACUGGCCAGGAUAAUCUCCCUGUCACCACAACAAUGUCUCCGAGCGAUGAUUUCGGCCACCACCUGGCGAAUGGUUCCUCAGCUUUCGAAGCAAUCACCAACUCAUCGGAAAAUCGGGCCCAAAUCAACCAAGUCGACUGGAUGCAGGUUGGAAGAGGUGCCCUAGUCUCAAUGUCCCAAGUCUACGCAGUGGAUCAUGUCUCCACCUCUAUCGUGAUGAACAUCGCCACUGCCUUGGCCUCUCCGUUGCUAUUUGUCAUGUGCAGCAUUGGAGCUAUCAUUGGCACUUUUCUGGCCGCGGUUAUGUUCCCCAUUGAGGUGAUUGAGGCCGAGGUCUACACUGGAGUUUGGGGCUACAAUGCGCUCCUGACCAUGGCAGCCUUGAGUUGCGUCUUCUUCUCCUUUAAUCACAUGUCGUUCCUCCUGGGGGUUAUGGCCACCCUGGCUAAUGUUGUGGUUCAGUGUGCCUUGAAACGGAACAUGACGGAGACGAACAAUAUACCCGUAUUUACUGUCCCAAUGACCCUGGUCACCCUGGUGUUUCUUCUGACCACAGAUGUACGAGGGGUGUUACAUCGAGUGGUGGAUCCCAGUUAUCCCGAGAAACAAUCUUACCAAUGGUUUCGAGAGUCACGACAAAUUCCUCAAUCCAUAGCAUAGUCAUGUAUUAAUAAAAGAUAUGUCGAGAAAAAAGGGGACAAAA
Tigriopus californicus is the source of this 1438-nucleotide messenger RNA. RefSeq names its product urea transporter 2-like. The record is from RefSeq and is a predicted model, not a curated record. Gene Ontology annotation, biological process: urea transmembrane transport. Bases 16 to 1395 code for a protein of 459 amino acids. The transcript is spliced from 7 exons. Gene Ontology annotation, cellular component: membrane. NCBI's taxonomy places the organism in Eukaryota, Metazoa, Arthropoda, Copepoda, Harpacticoida, Harpacticidae. Gene Ontology annotation, molecular function: urea transmembrane transporter activity.